This is a messenger RNA of Metarhizium album ARSEF 1941, 696 nucleotides long. RefSeq lists its product as uncharacterized. Bases 1 to 696 code for a protein of 231 amino acids. The record is from RefSeq and is a predicted model, not a curated record. The transcript has 3 exons. NCBI's taxonomy places the organism in Eukaryota, Fungi, Ascomycota, Sordariomycetes, Hypocreales, Clavicipitaceae.
AUGGUCUCCGGGCCCCCAACUCCCGCGUCCUCCCGCACCCAAUGGAUCAUGUACGCCGUCGCGAGCGGCGCCUGCGCAGCCUUCAACGGCGUCUUUGCAAAGCUAACAACCACGGAGCUCACAUCCACCCUGGCCCACAAGAUGGCCGCCAUCCUGUCCCUCUCGUCGCACGACAACGUCGUGGAGGUUGCCGUCCGCGCCAUCUUCUUCGGCCUAAACCUCACCUUUAACGGCGUCGUAAGCCCCGACCCUCCCCCCUUCCCCACCGCCAGACAGCGCGAUGAUGAUGAUGAUGAUGAUGAUGAUGAUGAUGAUGAUGACGAACAUGAAAAGAUGUGGACGCUCUUCACCAAGGCCCUGGCGAGGGGCACUUCCACCACCCAAGUCAGCAUCGUCAACACGUCCACCAACUUCAUGCUGACGGCCCUGCUGGGGCUGUUUAUUUUCGCAGAGGCCCUCCCCCCGCUGUGGUGGGCGGGCGCGUCGCUGCUGGUGGCUGGGAAUGUCAUUGUCGGCCGCGAGGACGAGGGCCAGGGCCGGGACGAGACGCCGGCCGAGGCUGCGAGUCGGGAGCCGAACAGGCAGACGGAGACGACUCCGUUGAUCAAGGCCGAGGGCGCCAACGAGGACGACGAUGAGGAUGAGCAUGUGGAUGUCGAUGUCGAUGUCGCUGAUCUGGGAGACUUGUCCAGAUAG